Gastrolobium bilobum is the source of this 1332-nucleotide messenger RNA. Its product is annotated as homeobox-leucine zipper protein HAT5-like. Gene Ontology annotation, molecular function: DNA-binding transcription factor activity, RNA polymerase II-specific; sequence-specific DNA binding. Bases 400 to 1293 code for a protein of 297 amino acids. The transcript is spliced from 3 exons. Gene Ontology annotation, biological process: positive regulation of DNA-templated transcription. The record is from RefSeq and is a predicted model, not a curated record. Gene Ontology annotation, cellular component: nucleus. NCBI's taxonomy places the organism in Eukaryota, Viridiplantae, Streptophyta, Magnoliopsida, Fabales, Fabaceae.
AUCUUUCCAACUCACAGAAACUCUCAACAACCUCUCUCCUCUCUUGUUUAUCCCAACAAAAGAAAGAAAACUCUUACUCUCUCUGACCAUACCCUCUGUCUCAUUCCAAACAUGGAAGAAUGCACCACCCUCUGCAGUGCAAUUUAUUCACGACUGACAUAAUCUUAAUUCCUCUGUCAAUGAUGGGUGUGGUGAUCACUCCUCACUCUCACAAUUUCCACAUUGCAUUAUUCCUCACCACCUGCUUCUUUCACCAUUAAUUUUGGACCAAACCAAAUAGUCUCAACCCUUUGUUACUUCUUAUAGGGUAUGAAUAUGAUCCUUUAGUUUAAAUUAUUUCAGCAAUCUACACUUUUUUAUCACAUAUAGCACUAAACACCACCAAGUUUCCAUAGGGCUAUGGCGGGUUCAAACAUGACAGUUCUAAUCCAAAACGAAAGGCAUCCAUGCUCCUCGGAGCUAGUUGAGUCUUUCUUGGUUCAAAGUUCUGAACCUUUCUUUCAAGGUUCAGAAUCCCUGGUUAAUGUUGUGAAUGUUAGUGGGAGCAGAGUCACAGAUAGGUCCUUCUUCAAAGCGGUUGAGAAAGAAGAGAAGGGUGAUGAUGAGGACUACGAGGCAUGCUUCCAUCAACCCGGUAAGAAAAGGAGGCUAACAAGCGAACAAGUUCAGUUCCUUGAAAGAAACUUUGAGGUAGAAAACAAGCUUGAACCCGAAAGGAAGGUCCAACUUGCAAAGGAGCUUGGCUUGCAGCCUAGGCAAGUGGCCAUAUGGUUCCAAAACCGGAGGGCAAGGUUCAAAACCAAACAACUAGAAAAAGACUAUGCCACAUUGAAAGCUAGUUAUGACAUACUCAAAGGUGACUAUGACAAUAUUUUUCAAGAAAGGGAGAAGUUAAAAGAAGAGGUUAAUUCUCUCAAGAACAGAAUGAUUGCAAGAGAGAAAAAGGAACAGAAUUUAGAUGUUAAGUCCUGUUGUGGUGCUGUCAAGUCAAAGCAUAAAGAGGAUAUGGAUUUAAUCUUAAAUGCAGCUUCUGAAAAUGGGUUCAAAGUGCCACUUCCUGUUAUGGUCAUGUGCAAACUUGAAGAUGCCAAUUCAGCUAAAAGUGAUGUGCAUGAUUCGGAACAAGACCAGUCUGAUUUCUCACAAGAUGAACAAGACAUUCAAAGGGAAAACCUCUUCACCGUGCCAUCCUUACCAAAGGACGAAGAUGGCUGUUAUGAUGAACCACCUGAAAAUUGUUGCAGUUUUCGGUUUCCAAUUGAAGAUCAAACCUUCUGUUUUUGGUCUUACUGAGUCAUUACUACUUGUGGAGUGUUAAAAGUUAAUGGGUAU